This is a messenger RNA of Perca flavescens (yellow perch), 6711 nucleotides long. RefSeq names its product unc-5 netrin receptor Db (gene unc5db). The transcript is spliced from 17 exons. Gene Ontology annotation, molecular function: protein binding; netrin receptor activity. The coding region runs from base 307 to 3144 and encodes 945 amino acids. NCBI's taxonomy places the organism in Eukaryota, Metazoa, Chordata, Actinopteri, Perciformes, Percidae. The record is from RefSeq and is a predicted model, not a curated record. Gene Ontology annotation, cellular component: membrane. Gene Ontology annotation, biological process: axon guidance; netrin-activated signaling pathway.
UGAUGAUGCCUGGAAAGGGGGGUAAACUCGGAGCGCACGUCUCUCCUGCAGCGAACACACGAACAGCAAAAGUGAAGUGAAGAUGCUUCUUACCUUUCGAUUAACAGUUCAGCUCGUGAGCCAUUCACUUCUUCUUCUUCUUCUUCAUUUUCUUCUUCUACCAGAGCGCCAAACUCUCCCCUUUCCUGGUUUACAGGAGGAACUUGUGCAGCCGGGCUCGUCCAGCUCGGAGGAAGCAAGAGGAGGCACCAGAGAUCCGGAGCAUUGUCCCCCCUAUAGCGUAUCGGUGGAGAGCUACGCGUCGUUAUGGGUGCGCUGACAAAAGGACGUUACCUCUCCACGACGGGCCUCCUGCUCCUUGUAUAUUACACAGUCUCAGUGAUCUCCAAAGGUGCCACCGGUGAUGCUCAGCCUGAUGCACUUCCCUCAGUGCAGGGCACCUUGCCACACUUCAUCCAGGAGCCAGAGGAUGCCUACAUCGUCAAGAGCAACCCCAUUAAGCUGCACUGUCGAGCCGCACCCGCCUUACAGAUAUUCUUCAAAUGCAACGGGGAAUGGGUGCACCAGAAUGAGCACUUUUCCCAGGAGUAUAAGGACCUCAACACUGGGCUGAAGGUGCGUGAGGUGAUGAUCAAUGUGUCCCGUCAGCAGGUGGAGGAUUUCCACGGCCCUGAGGACUACUGGUGUCUCUGUGUGGCCUGGAGCCACCUGGGCACUUCCAAGAGUCGCAAGGCUACUGUUCGCAUUGCCUACCUGAGGAAAAACUUUGAGCAGGACCCCCAGGGGAAGGAGGUGCCAAUCAACGGGAUGAUCGUUCUGCACUGUCGCCCUCCUGAGGGAGUGCCUGUGGCGGAGAUGGAAUGGCUAAAAAAUGAAGAGCUGCUGAGCUCCCUGACCGAUGACAACAUUGACACCCGUGCAGACCACAACCUCAUCAUCAACGAGGCGCGACUGUCUGACUCGGGCAACUACACCUGUCUGGCCAGCAACAUUGUCGCUAAGAGACGCAGUGCCACAGCCACUGUAAUAGUCUUUGUGAACGGCGGCUGGUCCCUGUGGACAGAGUGGUCGCCCUGUAAUGUGCCAUGUGGACGGGGUGUCCAGAAGCGAUCUCGAACCUGUACUAACCCGGCGCCUCUCAACGGUGGUGCUUUCUGCGAGGGCAUGUCUGUACAGAAGAUCACCUGCAACGCACUCUGCCCAAUUGAUGGAAGCUGGGAUGAGUGGAGCGAAUGGACCCUAUGCAGCAGCCAGUGCGAGAAGCAGCGGAGUAGGGAAUGCAACUCACCAGCACCCAGACACCGCGGGAAGAUGUGCGAAGGAAACAGCGAGGCCACUGAGAACUGCACAGAUGGACUGUGUACCCAGAAUCGAAAGCUGCUACAUGAUGUUAAGCCUCAAAGUAUGGACAGCUCGAAUGAUGUACCCCUGUACUCUGGCCUGGGAGCCGGCAUCAUUGCCGUGGUAAUCCUCGUAAUAGCCAUCAUGCUGUACAGGAAGAACCACAGCGAGUACGGUGAGGAUGUCAUUGACUCCUCUGCGCUCACUGGGGGUUUCCAGUCUUUCAACUUCAAGACCACCAGACAAGGCAACCCCCUACUUCUCAACUCCUCGAUGCAGCCUGACUUAACAGUGGGACGGACAUACAGCACGCCCCUCUGCUUCCAGGACAGCACAGACAAAGAUCUAUUUGACCCCCUGCCAGACAUCAAGGUCAAAGUUCAGAGCUCCUUUAUGGUUUCACUAGGUGUGGCCGAGCGGGCAGAGUUCCACGCCAAAGCCUCCGCCGAGACCUUCCCGCGGGAUCUGAGCCGGGACUACAGCAUUACCGUGGAUAGAUGCAAGCAGGGCCUGCUCACCCUCAAUGGGCCCUACAGCACUGGAAAAGAUCAGCUGAGGACCAACGGCGUGUUCGGCCACCCCGGAGGACGCCUGGUGGUGCCAAACACCGGGGUCAGCCUGCUGGUGCCUCAUGGAGCCGUGGCUGAAAAUAUGUCCUGGGAGAUGUACAUGGUGAUCAAUCAGGGAGAGGCAAGUGUCCAAACACUGGAAGGAUGUGAAAUCCUCCUGGGUCCAGAGGUGAUGUAUGCUCCUCCGGGCCUGGACCUCUCCUGCCCAGUGGCCAUGACCAUCGCUCACUGCGCUGAGGUGGACACUGAGAACUGGAACAUCCAGCUCAAGAGGAAAACACAGGACAGCAAAUGGGAGGAAGUGAUGUCAGUGGAGGAGGAGUCCACUUCCUGUUACUGUCUGAUGGACUCAACAAGCUGCCAUCUGCUUCUGGACCAGCCGGGCUCGUACGCCCUGGUGGGCGAGCCCCUUACGCAGGCCGCCGUCAAGAGACUGAAGCUGGCUGUGUUUGGGGGCAUGGAGGCCGGCUCCAUGAGCUACAGCCUGCGGGUGUACUGUGUGGAUGACACACCACACGCCUUUCAGGGAGUGGUGGCUGCAGAGAAGACCGGAGGUGGUCAGCUCCUCGAGGAGCCAAAGAUGUUGCCUUUCCAAGCGAACACCUUCAGCCUCCAGGUGUCCAUCCAAGAUGUUCCCCAGUUCCUGUGGAAUAUCAAACCCUUUACCACAUGUCAGGAGUUUUCCUUCCCCCAAGUGUGGUGCAGCAACCAGCAGCCCCUGCACUGUGCCUUCUCUCUGGAGAGAUACAGCCCUGCCACCACCCAGCUCUCCUGCAAAAUCAGCGUGCGCCAGGUCAAAGGCCAAGAGCAGAUUCUGCAGGUCUACACAGCUGUGGCCGAGACUGAAAAGGAGUCAGUUCCAUUUUUUAUGCAGACAGACUGCACCAUCACGUCCCAGACGGGGCCCAAGGCCUUUAAAAUCCCUGUGUCCAUUCGCCAGAGGAUCUGUGCCACCUUUGACACUACCAACGCCAAGGGCAAGGACUGGCAACUCCUAGCCCAGAAGCUCCACUUAGAUCGAAACCUGGGUUAUUUUGCAAAGCAGCGGAGUCCGUCGGCAGUCAUACUGAGCCUGUGGGAGGCUCGCCACCAGGACACUGCUGACCUUGACUCUCUAGCCAGCGCCCUCGAGGAGAUUGGCAAGAUACACUCCAAAAGCUCCCCCAAGGACCAGGAUGAGCCGGAUUCUGACUUCGCAUACAAGCGGGCAGUGUGUGUGGAACGGGCAAAGUAACAAAUCAGACAACAGAGGACUCUGCUCCUGACUAUACAGGCUGAAAGAAAAGAGAGUGAGUGAAAACUGACAAACUAAGGCAUAUAUCUGUGUGUGCACACAGCCAGUGACGGACAACACACACUGUGGCGGUUUGCUGGAAGGUCAUGAGGUUGUGAGUAGACAGUGCGAGCAGGCAACAUGCCAACCAGUUUCAACAGAUGGAGGUGAGCCGGUACCUGCUGUGGAUCCACCCCUCUCUUUUAAGAAUCUGUCUGAGGAUGGACUAUAAAUCGUUUUCUGCCUCUCCACUCACAUCACAUCUUAAGUUAAUUUUUAAUGUCUUUGUUGUUUUAAGUUAAAAGAGGGUGAGUGGGGUAUUUCCUGAACUCUUGUGCACAUUAUUUUCUGAAUUUGUGUUAAAAGAGAUGGGAGCUCCUUUUUUUUCAUACUGUCUCCCCUUCUUUUCCCCAUGGGAGCUGGACGUAUUUGCAUAGAAGUUAUUCUAUGCAAAUAGGGUGAUACAACUGUGGUGACAUUUUAGAGACACCUCAUCUAAUUUCAUCUAAUUUUUUCCCCACACCACAUCCUUGUGUCAAUGAAUGAUUGAGGACUUAGAAGUUACUUUUUUGACGUGAUAUUAUAUUUUUCAAGAAGGCUUAAAUGUUGUGAUUGUGAACUUUCAAAGCCAAGUAUCUUGAAAUUCUCCCAUUUUCAUCUCUUAACAUUUAAAAAAAAAAAAAAAAAAAAAGUCUAUAGGAAGUUUAGCACCAGUAUUGUAUCAUUUAUACAAAAGUUGCAAAGAAACUCCCGCACACUGUCUAACUUGCAAAAAUGUAUUUAAUAGCUGGCAGCGUUUCGGUACUAGACCUUCCUCAGGCAAAAUGUUUUUUUUAUUCUUUGCCGGUCAGAGUGCAACCAUGUAAAAAAACAUGGUUGUGGUGUAAUGUGGCAGAGUGAGAUUUGAAACCGUUGCACAGGAAGCUGUAAAACAUAAUUUCCUGGCACGGCCUGGAGCGAAUCGUUGCGGCUUAUCAUCCAAUUCCCACCAUUAAUACCCGUCACACAGACCUCAUAUCAUUCCCUGACACACCCGACUGCCCCCACCACUACCUAACCCCAAAAAAACACAUGCAAACACAAACAUUGACAUUUCAUGGCUACAGAGGUCAUGUGCACAUGGACUGGGAGUUUGCAUAUAACAAAAAAAGGAAUACUGAUGGUGUCAGUGUCAUGAUACAAUAUGCAGUUGCAUAUCUGUUCAAAUCCUACUAAACACAUACCAUACUGAGAAAAAGAUAAGGAAAAGGAUGUUCUGGGCAAAAUCCCAAAAAAUAAUGGUAGAUUUGCUGCCCUAUAUUACUGUUUGACCUUUCAAGUUGAAUCAUUAUAAAUGAAGAGGCCACCAAGAUAAACAAAAUCAGAAAAUCAUUAAACCACUUAACUUUGAAAUGUAACACACUCCCUAAUUUUGUUGGAUGGAUGGAUGGAUGGAUGGAUGGAUGGAUGGAUGAACCAGUCAGAGCUUGUGCCAGAGCCAGUGUUUUAAAGACACUCACAAUAAUUUGUGGAACUAAAAACUGAUGAAAUUAUAUACCAGUUAAAUAAAUACAUGAAAACCUAUAAUUCACAUUUGUAUGAAUCAUUGUGAAAUGAAAAUAUACUCUGCUUUCAUGCUGCAGAGGUUUACACACUGCAUCCAUGUUGUGAAAUAAGGCCAACUAAAUUACACAAGAACACAUCUCACUGUGUUAGCACAGUGUUGUCUGCCUCUGAGAUUUCUGACUCUACCUUAGGUGAAUGGAAUGUCAUUUGUGGGGCUCACAGUAUUGUAAGAUUACAUUUAACAACAUUAACAACAACAUAUCAUUCCAGAAACAAUGUCCUGGUUACGCUUGAAAAUUCACAGAACACACUGUGUUCAUACGGACUAUUUCUUAGGUAGAAAACAGCCCCACAAUUGAAAUUUCAUUCAUCUCCAUUGUACUCGGGUGGAGGCGGAAAUAUCCGGGGCAGAUAUCUGAUCGCAUGGACAAAUAAAAAAAGUAUAUUAAGAGUAUAAGUAUAUUCUGGUUGUCUAAUGUGGUAGGCUAAAUGACAGACUCACUAAUUUAUACAAUGCUUUGCACAGACAGGUGUGGAGUUGAAGAGACAGGUUAUAAUUGUUCACUGAGUGACAGCAGGAGGGAAAAUAAGAUUGAAGUUUCUGAAUUCUAUACAUACACUGAGUCACACAGCUGCACUUUUGUCUGAAGUGUUUGCUUCAUGGAGGCUAGCCUCAUUUGUGACCCCAGCACUCCAUAUUUUUCUCUGUGAUUCCAUCACACAACAUUGCACACAUUUUGUAUGUGUCUCCAUACAACACAGACUCCAUUUAGCUGCUGCUUCUACUUGCUAUAAGCCAGCACAGCAGACUAAACGUACGUCCAGAGAAGAAGAGCAACAAAACGGAAGGACACAGGUGGUUAUAAUGGAUUUAAACGUUGGUUUUGCCACAACAAAACAUUUUGUCAUUUCAGGCAGACUGUAGACAUCAAGAAGACAAUAUAACUGGAUGCUGGAUAACAGGUAUAAAAUGUUAGUUAGUGACAAGGCUGUGACAAGCAAACAUACAGAGUGUUGAGGAAACAAAUUGGGUUACAUGUACGUGUCUGUGUUAGUACAGUACGACUUGGAGCCAAGUAGAGCACUUUUUUAAAUGAAAGUAUACUUAAGCAUUUGGUGUAAGACACCUUAAAGGUUGGCUACUUUUUGGUCUUGUGAAUCAUUAUUAAAACAAAAAAAAAAAUAAACUAAUUUUGACUGGUAGACCAAGCCAUAAUGCCAUUUUAUUGACCUAUUGUUUCACUUGGACUCCUCCUUAAGUAAAGAUAAGAAAAACAUGCCACCCCCUGGUUUGUUUGGUAGAGCAAUGACUCAUACAGCUUCAUUCACUCAUCAUCAAGGGGAGUUUAAAAAAAAAAAUAACCAUCAGUGAACCUUGUGGUUUGAGUCUUAUGACCUUUCUCACCAGUUACUAAAUUCAGGAAAUAAGCUUACUAAUCACAGUAGCAGUAACCAUGUAAAACAGAGGAAAGUGGUACAAAUGAAAAAUUUAAAGCAUAUGCUUGGAGCUGCAUUUUCCCUUGAACGAACUAGUUGAUUUUGUUGUGGCACCCAGUUGAGUCAAUCUUUGCUUUUACCCAGUCCUUAGUCUAUAGUGCCCACAAAUCCCACAUGAAUAUGUCCCUCAUCAGGAACAACGUGUUCUCAUGAACAGGUAGGUAUAAUAACGUUAAGAAAAUGCAUGUACAAUAAUUGGUAUGAUAUCCUACUAAAAUUACGUUUCAAUUCAAUUUUAUUUGUAGUGUCAAAACAUAAAUUUUAAAGUUAUUCUUAAAUGUGGAGACUGUCUGCUCUGGCUCCCAUUAGACUUUUAGAGACACUGGGAACCACAAGUUACUCUGCAUUCUGGAAGCACAGUGUUCUAGUGGGGCAAUAGGGUACUAUGAGCUCUUAGACAAAGUAUGAUGGUGCCUGACCAUAAAGAGCUUUGUAGGUCAGGAGAAGGAUUUUAAAUUAAAUUCUGGAUUUUACAGGAAGCCAAUA